Molecule: messenger RNA, 659 nt
Organism: Camelina sativa (false flax)
Lineage: Eukaryota; Viridiplantae; Streptophyta; Magnoliopsida; Brassicales; Brassicaceae
Source: RefSeq, a predicted model, not a curated record
UCUUAGCUAAACGUGAUGUUGUGUGUUUUCUCAUUUCAGGCUGAAUGGAUGGCUCCAGAAGUGCUUAGAAACGAACCAGCGGAUGAAAAGUGUGAUGUGUAUAGCUAUGGAGUUAUUCUGUGGGAACUCUUCACGUUACAGCAACCAUGGGGGAAAAUGAACCCAAUGCAAGUUGUUGGUGCAGUAGGGUUUCAACAUCGAAGACUUGAAAUCCCAGAGUAUGUGGAUCCUGGAAUUGCAGAGAUCAUCAGGAAAUGUUGGCAGACGGAUCCAAGGUUAAGACCAAGUUUUGUAGAGAUCAUGGCUUCUCUAAAGCAGCUACAGAAACCUAUAAUGGGUCCGAACAACCAGAGAGCAGGAGUUCCCAGUUCUUCUUCACUGACCACUGAUGAGCAGGAACAAUAACAACAAUGGAUGAUGAUGGUGGGAUCAAUUCUUUACAUAUUGUGUUCUGUGAUGUGCUUGCUGUUCAUGUGUGUGUAUUCACCAUGUUUUUGUUUACAAAUUGUAAAAAAAAAAAAUGAAUGACAAGAAAAAAAAAAAGGAAAAAAAAAGGAGGAAAAAGAAAUUAUUUUGUCAAUGAUAAAAAAAAAUCAUUGAGAAUUGAACUUUCACUUCUCUUAUAUACGAAAUUCAAAGUACAGUAUUAACUGUUACUA